AUGAUAGAAGAAGCCAAUAAAGAAACACCGAAGACGAACGAGGACGAAAUGGGCAGGCCAGACUCUGGCAGUAAAGAAACACCGAAGACAGAGGAUGAUGACCUGGGUAUUAAAACAUGGCUUAUCAUAGGUUUUGGAGUCUUGUGGAUAUUGCUUCUGCUGGGAAUUUUAAUUGGAGCUGUUGUUGUCGGUAGCAUGCAUCAUAUGGACUGCGAUGCUGAUUUCCGUGUGCCUAUCUGGCUGAUCGUCACUGGCUUAGUGCCAUUAUCGAUAUUUGGCGGGUGCAUCUGCAAGGACAAGAAUAACACGUCUUACACGAUGAUAAUAUACGUAUCAAUUAUCGUCCUCUUCAUGUUCAGCUGGCUCAUCGUAGGAACAGUGUGGUUUGUCGACCUGAAAUCAACCCUGCAAAGUUGUGACUUGUCCAGCAACUCGUGUUCGAAAUGUCCUCAAGACGUGCUCAAUAUGUCAUUGGCGGUGCUCAUCGUUGAGUGGUCUACCACUGGGGCGGCUUUCUGUGCUGCAUGAGCUGCCAGUAUCUAUUCGUGUUUUACAGAAUAGUAAAAACAGACUUUUCAAUUAAUGUGUGUGGUAUGCAAUUUCAAGAAUAGUAAUGAACACAUAACUGUUUGUGAACUUUUGUUUGUUAGUUUCGUUUAACGACAUAAUGAUGUAGUCUUAGA
Molecule: messenger RNA, 683 nt
Organism: Gigantopelta aegis
Lineage: Eukaryota; Metazoa; Mollusca; Gastropoda; Neomphalida; Peltospiridae
Exons: 4
Coding region: 1-528 (175 amino acids)
Source: RefSeq, a predicted model, not a curated record